CGUUUUGUUCAUUAACAGGACCAGAGAAAGUUUCAGAUGGGUGACAUGGAUGAUGCCGCUGAAUGCUUUGAAAAUAUACUUUCCCGGUUGCAUUUUCACUUGGUGAUGAGUGAACAUGAUGAUGGCUGCAACGCCCAGCAUUGUAUCACACACCAGAAGUUUGCAAUGCAUUUAAUUGAGCAGACAAUAUGCCAUUGUGGAGAGAGAUCAGAACCACUUCCUUUCUUCCAGACAGUUCAUUAUGUUUCAGCAUCRGCAUUAUGUGCUGAGGGAAGGAAAAAUGAAAAACUYGCAAGACCAGAGUAUGACUACAACAAACACUUUGGUACUCUCCUCAGACUKACUGGCCAAGACACAAAACUUUGCAAUGGUCAAGAUUGUGGAAGACGGAUUCAAGUUCAAAGACUCUUACUGAAUUGCCCUGAUAUAAUUAGUAUCGGUCUAAACUGGGAUUCUGAAUCGCCCGAUGCUGAACACAUAGCAGAAGUUCUACAAUGUAUUGGUACSACGUUGAAAUUACCCCACAUUUUUCAUCAAGUUUCGUCAAAGACUGCACAGCAAGCGACGUUGCACCUUGUUGGCAUAGUAACAUACUAUGGUAAACAUUACUCAACGUUCUUUUUUCAUAGCAAAUUACAAACUUGGAUAUACUUUGAUGACGCUAAGGUUAGAGAGAUUGGACCAGACUGGUCUGUUAUACGAGAYAAGUGUCGUCGYUGUCACUACCAACCRCUUCUUCUCCUCUACGCAAACCCAAACGGGACAAAAAUCAACGUUGCUACUGCUCCUAAAGAAAAAAUAUUCAUAAACCCAUCGGCGAUUGUACGGAAGACYGAAAUUAGUCCGAUGAAUAGGCGAAUAAGUGCCGAAGUUACCCGACACGAUUACGAACGACAUCGYAARAGRAGCCGACCGAGUAGUCCUGAGAGUGGCUUAGUUGAAAGUGAUUCAGAGAGCAAUUUUAGUACACUUAAGUCUGAAUCAAAGAGCAAGACAAAGUCUUCKUCAACCAUUGARGGCUCAGACGAUACACUCAAAGCACGCGAUAACAUAGAAAAAACUUUGAAUGAAGAUGACAACACUUUGAAAGCUCAAGACCRUAGCAGAAUACAUCGAAAGGACAUGGUUUCGUUAAAGGACGACAAGUCACCGAAGUCUCGCCGAAGUAAGUCAUGUGACUGGCUCGAGGAUGGGUCGGCACGUUCGAGUAAAACUCGUAUCAGGGGCAGAACGGGGAGUACUGGGUCCGACGUGACGGAGACACUGAAGAGAAAGCAUCGCGAUAAGAGCGGGAAAACAAAGAAGACAGGACUGAGGAGGAUUGGUAGCGCGAUAUUUCAAGCAAUGAAGCCCGCCGUAGCUAUAUCACACAUGAAAACUUCAAAGAAGAAAUCAAAAGACCGUGCGUCMAUUACGUCGUCAAACGGGGAGCUGAGUCCAAGCUCUGAGACAACAAAGCAGGACGGCCUUCGUAUGAACGACCAAGCUCAACUAGAUGGUUACCUUCGAUCUCCCAGUCACGACAGCGGUAUUGGAUCGGCAACGGGUUCCGUCAGCUCGUCGGACACUAACCAUGGCGGCAGUGACGAUGACUUGGUGGAAUAUAGUCAGACUCUUUCAGCGAUGAGAAAUGGUCAUGGGAUAAAUGGAAAAGUGAAUGGAAGAAAUCGGAAAGUCAUAUUCCUCUUUAUCAGUGCUUACUCAUUGUAA
Molecule: messenger RNA, 1710 nt
Organism: Exaiptasia diaphana
Lineage: Eukaryota; Metazoa; Cnidaria; Anthozoa; Actiniaria; Aiptasiidae
Product: inactive ubiquitin carboxyl-terminal hydrolase 54-like
Exons: 10
Coding region: 37-1710 (557 amino acids)
Biological process (GO): protein deubiquitination
Molecular function (GO): cysteine-type deubiquitinase activity
Source: RefSeq, a predicted model, not a curated record